AUGGCCUACCGCUCCUGCGUCGUCGGCUUCAGCAGCCUCAGUGGCUGUGAGGUGACCCCAGCGGGCAGCCCCCAGCCUAGGACCUCAGGAUGGGGCAGCUGUGGGCUCCCUGGGCCUGGCUUCAGCUCUCGAAGCCUCACAAGUUGUAGGCCAGCUGGCAUCAUCCCCAAGGUGACUGUGAACUCCAGCCUGCUGGUGCCUCUGGACCUCAAGGUGGACCCAGCUGUCCAGCAGCAGAAGAACCAGGAGAAGGAGGAGAUGAAGGUCCUCAAUGACAAAUUUGCCUCUCUGAUUGGCAAGGUACAAGCUCUGGAGCAACGCAACCAGCUGUUGGAGACCCGCUGGAGCUUCCUACAGGGCCAGGGAUCAGCUACCUUCGACCUCAGCCAUCACUACGAGACAUUUCAGGGCCGUCUGCAAGAGGAGCUGCGCAAAGUGAGCCAGGAGCGGGGACAGCUGGAGGCCAACCUGCUGCAGGUGCUGGAGAAAGUGGAGGAGUUUCGCAUCAGGUACGAGGACGAGAUCUCCAAGCGCACAGACCUCGAGUUCACCUUCGUCCAGCUGAAGAAGGACCUGGAUGCCGAGUGUCUUCGACGAACUGAACUGGAAACCAAGCUGAAAGGCCUGCAGAGCUUCGUAGAGCUGAUGAGAACUGUCUAUGAGCAGGAACUGAAAGACCUUACUGCCCAAGUGAAGGAUGUGUCGGUGACCGUGGGCCUGGACAGCCGCUGCCACAUUGACCUGAGUGGCAUCGUGGAGGAGGUGAAGGCCCAGUAUGACGUCAUCGCUGCUCGAAGCCUGGAGGAGGCUGAAGCCUAUUCACGGAGCCAGCUGGAGGAGCGAGCUGCCCGCUCAGCAGAGUUCGGGAGCUGCCUCCAGAGCAGCCGCUGUGAGAUCGCAGACCUCAACGUGCGCAUCCAGAAACUUAGGUCUCAGAUCCUCUCCAUCAAGAGCCAUUGUCUGAAGCUGGAGGAAAACAUCAAGGUGGCCGAGGAGCUGGGCGAGCUGGCCUUCCAGGAUGCCAAGGACAAGCUGGCCCAGCUGGAGGCCGCCCUGCAGCAGGCCAAGCAGGACAUGGCGCGGCAGCUGCGCGAGUACCAGGAGCUCAUGAACACCAAGCUGGCGCUGGACAUCGAGAUCGCCACCUACCACAAGCUGGUGGAAGGAGAAGAAAGCCGGAUGGACCUGCCUUCUGCCAUGGUGGUCAGCUCAGUACAAUCCCGACGCAGGACCACUGCCGCCUCCAAGUCUGGCCUCUCCAAGACGCCCUCCCGGAAGAAGAAGAACCGCAGAGGUCCCGUGAUCAAAAUCACCGAAAUGUCAGAGAAGUACCACUCCCAGGAGUCGGAGGCUUCAGAGUAAGACAGCGGCCCCAGGAGCCUCUUCCACGGCUGCCGGAGGGACUUAAGCUAAACUUGGGAAAGUCGCCUGGAGUCUCCAGGUUGGGAGUGGAGAUGCUGAACUGAGGUGGGUUCCAGCUGAGGCUUCGUUUCUCCGGAUGGUCAGUGAAGGCAAAGGGGCAUCGCCAGCUCCGUUCCACAUCAGCGUCUCACUCACCACUUCCAACCUCCUGGUCACAGGCUGUCCUGGCUGGUGAAGGGGAACUUGGGAUCAGUCACCUCCUUGAUCCUCUGAAAUUCCUCCUCCUACACAGCUCUGACAAGGUGCUUGCCUCUUGCCCACCGCUUGCCCUGACCUUCUGCCUCAGCCUUGCCUCGCGGCUGCCUCUGACCCAAGGCCGCCGUCCUCCCCCACUAGCCAGGCCGCAGCCUGGGCUGAAGGAUGCACUGGAUUUUGUCCCAUACAUGGAGUGCCUGGAGACUAGGGGCUGAGGACUCCUGAUUUUCCUGCCCUUCGGCUCCCCAGACAUCUGACAGUAUUGGGGGACAAGGGAAGGAAAGGCCCAGUGUGUUAGACAGAAGCCUAAGUCUCGGAGAAGCCCAGAUAUCUGCACUCACCCUCUCUGGGGACUAAGAUGUCAGCCAUAAGUAGGUUCCAAAGCUACUCUAGCCAUAACCAACACCCUAGGAGCAGAAGCCAGAGAGGACACCCUGACACCAGGCCUUGCCUUCACCUCCCUGCCAUUCUGGCUUGUGCCAACAUCCUGCAGUCUGGGCUCUGCCUCCAGCCCAGGUCUCUCCAACCUUAACCCUUACCUUUUGUUCCUAGGACCUCUGUUCUAUCCCCAGGGCCAAUGAUCUGGCACAUUCCACCCAGUGGGCCAACUCUGCCUAGUUUCCUCCCCGCCACCCCUGUCCCUUCUUCCAAGCUCACUCCCCCUGCCUCUGGUUGGCCAUAGGGAAGGCUAAACCUGGGGAGAUCUAGAAGGUUCCUAGCCCUGAAUUGGUCCAGGAAACCCCAAUAAGGGCGUUCAAAGGACUCAACCCAAGAAAGCCAUUCUGCACCCACAAGGAUACCCACAAGGACUUGGCCAGAGAUUCCCAUGUCCUACCCUUGGCUCUCAGCUCUGGGACUUGCAGGGCACAGCAAUGCCAGCCUCCUUCUCUCCUCCCUUUCUUCCUGUCACACCCAUGUCCCGGCCCGUGCCUCACCUUCUCUCCUGGCUGUCUCCCAUCCCUUCACCUCAUUCUCCAAGACAAAGUGUUCAGCAAGGCCCCUGGCCCUCCAAGCCUGCAGGGGAUGCUGAUGGGUUAGCAGCUCUGCCAGGCCAAGGGACCCAGUGAUAUACUCAACCCUGAGCCCUAAAGCGGAUGCUCACUGCUGCUUUCUCUCAGGCUACUUAUCAGUUUCCAAGGGAGCAAACCCUCAGUGGGGACAUGAAAUACAGAAAGUAUAUAUUAUUUUUUCAUAACUUAUGUGGCUUUUAACUUAUUUCCUCCCUUCCUGUUUCUGCAUGAUCAGCGCUGUGUGUAC
This is a messenger RNA of Peromyscus eremicus (cactus mouse), 2874 nucleotides long. It is a transcript of the gene Krt80, whose product is annotated as keratin 80. NCBI's taxonomy places the organism in Eukaryota, Metazoa, Chordata, Mammalia, Rodentia, Cricetidae. The record is from RefSeq and is a predicted model, not a curated record. Gene Ontology annotation, biological process: keratinization; intermediate filament organization. The transcript is spliced from 9 exons. Gene Ontology annotation, molecular function: structural constituent of skin epidermis. Bases 1 to 1362 code for a protein of 453 amino acids. Gene Ontology annotation, cellular component: keratin filament.